Diaporthe batatas is the source of this 1158-nucleotide messenger RNA. RefSeq lists its product as uncharacterized. The transcript has 3 exons. The record is from RefSeq and is a predicted model, not a curated record. The coding region runs from base 1 to 1158 and encodes 385 amino acids. Lineage: Eukaryota; Fungi; Ascomycota; Sordariomycetes; Diaporthales; Diaporthaceae.
AUGGCCGACGUUGAUCCUACGAUAUUGGCCCUCUUCGGACCGGUGCCGCCAGGAACCGACCUGAGCGAAGACCCAACUGCCGGCAAUGAUGUCGCCGUGGCCAUCUUGCUGGUGAUAGCCACAGUGGCCGUGGUACUGAGACUAUGGUGUCGACGAUACACGAGCAGCCCCUUGAAGGCCGAUGACACCGUGAUAGUAGCGGCAUUGAUCUUCACGUAUGCGACGGGAGCCAUGUCUUUCGCCGUCGGUCAUUUUGGUGCUGGGCGUCAUGUCUGGACGGUCAAGGCAGUCGACCUAGCUAUGGCAGCACAGCUUUUGUUCGCCUACAGCUUCGUCUUUGCUGCCACGAUAACCCUCACCAAGGCCUCCAUCCUGCUAUUAUAUACACGCAUUUUCGAAGUAUCCGAUACAAAAUUCCGUUUCCUACUCUGGGCGGCAGCAUUCCUCGUCAUCGGAUAUCCUCUCACCUUUAUCAUCGCCAUGGCUAAUGCUUGCCAGCCGGUCUCAUUCUACUGGACACAAUUCGCUGGCGACACGGAGGGGAGCUGUCCAUUGAACACGGGACUACUCUUCGUGGCGAUGGCCAUCAUUAACCUUUUUAUCGACUUUUUCAUUUUAAUUAUUCCAAUCCCGUCAAUCCUCGGGCUGCAAAUGUCUACCCGCAAGAAGGCCGGUGUGUGCGGCAUCAUGCUUCUCGGAGGAUUUGUCUGCUGUGCUAGCGUUGUACGGAUCUAUUAUUUGAACGUCUUCUCGACGGCAGUAGACGUGACGUGGUUUAUGGGGCCCGUAUGUGUCUGGUCCGCCGUCGAACCUUCCAUCGGUAUUCUCUCAGCCUGUCUGCCAAACAUGCGCCCGCUUUUCAUGUUUGUUCGCACCAAAGUAUCAUCGUCGGCUCGCAGUGCAGGCCAGUCACGAACAACAUCGACACCGGGUCUGGUGACUUGGGGAGGGAGUGGAGGCCCGGUGCCCAAGGGCGCCAAAGGGAUACAACGACUGGAGGAAGAGGAUGAACUUCGCCUGACUAAAAACAAUUACAGCCUGACGAAUAUUGUUACGACGGCUGGGCGCAGUGAGAGCGAAACUCACCAGAGCGAAGGGAUUUAUGUCCGUUCUGAGGUGAGGCUUCAGAGCAGCCACGUGGGCAGCGACAAGUCAUGA